AUGGGUAACUACAUAGGUAACCACAUGGGUAACCACCACAUGGGUAACCACAUGGGUAACCACCACAUGGGUAACCACAUGGGUAACCACCACAUGGGUAACCACAUGGGUAACCACACGGGUAACCACAUGGGUAACUACAUAGGUAACAACAUGGGUAACCACACGGGUAACCACAUGGGUAACUACAUGGGUAACCACAUGGGUAACCACACGGGUAACCACAUGGGUAACUACAUAGGUAACAACAUGGGUAACCACACGGGUAACCACAUGGGUAACUACAUAGGUAACCACACGGGUAACCACACGGGUAACCACACGGGUAACCACAUGGGUAACUACAUAGGUAACCACAUGGGUAACUACAUAGGUAACCACACGGGUAACCACAUGGGUGACUACAUAGAUAACCACAUGGGAAACCACCACAUUGGUAACCACAUGGGUAACCACACGGGUAACCACACGGGUAACCACAUGGGUAACCACACGGGUAACCACACGGGUAACCACACUGGUAACCACACGGGUAGCCACAUGGGUAACCAUAUGCAAAUGAAGGUGAUUAUACUAAAUUCACACGAUACAGGUCAUAUUAAGUUGGAUACAAUCGUGUCUAAGUUUUGUUGA
Pecten maximus is the source of this 633-nucleotide messenger RNA. Its product is annotated as circumsporozoite protein-like. The transcript has a single exon. The record is from RefSeq and is a predicted model, not a curated record. The coding region runs from base 1 to 633 and encodes 210 amino acids. Lineage: Eukaryota; Metazoa; Mollusca; Bivalvia; Pectinida; Pectinidae.